Messenger RNA from Pungitius pungitius (ninespine stickleback), 1853 nucleotides. RefSeq names its product ring finger protein 183 (gene rnf183). NCBI's taxonomy places the organism in Eukaryota, Metazoa, Chordata, Actinopteri, Perciformes, Gasterosteidae. The transcript has 2 exons. Bases 198 to 1085 code for a protein of 295 amino acids. The record is from RefSeq and is a predicted model, not a curated record. Gene Ontology annotation, biological process: protein ubiquitination. Gene Ontology annotation, molecular function: ubiquitin protein ligase activity.
UGUGCUACAGCCAGAAAUCAAGGUAUGAGAGAAAGGAGAGAGGAGCUGCACAGUGAAGCCCGGCGCCUCGCUGUCAGUGAUGAAGUUUGCUGCUCGGUUCCAGCGCCUCGGUCCGCAGAAGCAUUUUUCUACUUGACGACGUCAGCCGACGUUCCUCCUCCUCCGAAGGGUCCUGACUCCAUCCAUCCACCAGCAACAUGAGCGACGACCAGCAGGGACGCGCCGCCCCACCGGCCCCCAACGUCAAGCCCAAGCUCGGCCUGACGGAGAAGAAGGAGAAGCCCCCCAAGGAGAGGAGGUCGAGGAGCACCAACUCCGAGCGGGAGGACGGGGGCCGGGGCCGGGAGCGGGACCGGCACCGGGGGGACAGGAGCCGGCGGCGGGGCAGGAGCGAGGAGGCCCGGGGGCGAGGCGGGGGAGACGGCGCCAGGGGGGCGGUGAGGCCCCCCGAGGACGAGGUGCGGGACACCGAGUGCGCCGUGUGCUUCUGCUCGUACGACAACGUCUUCCGGACCCCCAAGCUGCUGGCCUGCGGCCACACCUUCUGCCUGGAGUGCCUGGCUCGCAUCAACGUGACCGCCCCCCACCUCAAGACGCUGAGCUGCCCGGUGUGCCGCGAGCCCACCAAGCUGCCCCACGGCCGCGACCUGCCGCGCCUCGGCACCAACAAGGACGUGAUCGGCAGGCUGCCCCCGGGCAUGCGCCGCGCGCUGUCCAUCCGCUUCCAGCGCCGCAAGGGGAGGCUGCAGCUGAAGAACCCCUGCCCCGCGCUGCCCAGGAAGGGCCGGGGAGGCACGGCCCCGGCGGGGGGGGGCGGCAACCUGGGUGCCCUGGAGCUGGGGGUGGGGGCGGAGGCCCCCGCCACGGUGGUGGACGUGGGCAGGCCUCCCAACCGGGUCAGAGGUCGCAUGCGCAGGCUGUUCCGCUCGGACCAGUGCUACUACGCCGUGGUGGCGUCCGUCAUCACCUUCACCGUGGUGCUCAUGCUGGUGGGGGUUCUGGCCUUCGUCAUCAUCCCCAACAUGCCCUUCAACCAGAGGCCCGGGCCGGGGGGGAACCAGACGUCAGACCGCCCCCCGGGGUGAGCUCACUGUGGUUCAGAGGACGCACGGCUGUGAAAGACAGAACUAUUUAUGUGUGAAGGAAACCCAACGAUUGAUCAGCUGUAAAUGAUUCUGCCUCCUUGUACAUACAUGAUUUACAUAUUUGUAUAUAGUAUAUAUCUUAUCUCGCCUCAUUUGUCUCAUUAACACAAUGCUUAGAGGCUCUGGAGGCCCAUUGGUCCGUACUUCAAAAACACAAGACAGACUUCCUGUCCAUUUGUCCUCUAUUGAGUGAAAACAGAACCGGCAUGUCUUCUGGCACCUGAUACCCUCAGGUGGUGUAAACAGACAGUAGAGGAGGGGGGGGGGUGAAUCUGGAAUUUCCACCCAGCCACACCUCUGUGCUGCUCGGCUGACCUGUUUGACGACAUCAUGAAAACAUGAACGACCACAACAAGAGUCACAUGAUUCUUCAGCUCGUUUUAAAAACAAAUGUGGAAUUCAAUGUGCCUCGUUUAACAUUUAAAAACAAAUUUAUUCACUUGUUUAUCACUUUGCAAAUCAAGCUCCAUACAGAGUUGUCUUUGUAUUGUACAAGUUCUCUGUUGCUGAAAUAAACCCGACUCAAGAGGAACUUCUGAGUAAACAAAACAUGCCGCCAUCACUAUUUUUAUAUUUGGGUUACAAAUCCUAAAAAGUGCCAAAUCUGGAAGGUUAUUAGUUAUAAGUAAGUUAAGUUACGCAGUUAAUAUGUUGAAUUGCACAUGAGAUGAGAUAGAGACUUUUUCCCACCUGAGACCCCCCCCCCCC